CAGAUUUUAAAGAGAGGAGUAGAAGGCUAGGGACUUCAUACCGAUCAUGUUAAUUUAAAAUCUCAAGCCUGAUUAGUAAUUGAGAAAGUUACUCUGUAAACAUGCCAAUGCAAAAGCUUACAAAUUUGUCAGAGAAGAACUCCACGUCUACGCGCAAUAAUUAUUAAUGCUCCUUUCUUCAUAACCAAUUAUACUAGCCUAGAUAAGAUUACCAGUUCCUCGCUGCAAAAAACCUUCCAUAAAAAAAAAAAAAAAUCUUGAUCUCAGAGCUGUAUAUCCACGGAAGAAGAAAUGGCCGACCCUGUUAUCAGUGCCACUGUUCAGGCCGCAAUUCAGGUUGCCUUGGAGACGGCAGUAUCUCUUGCCUCUGAUAGGAUUGGUUUGCUAGUUGGGUUCAAGAAGGAUGUGGCCAGCAUGACACUUUCUCUUGGCUUUAUCAAAGAUGUCCUGGCUGAUGCUGAGGAAAAGCAAAACCAAAGCAGCGGAGUGAAACGAUGGUUGAAGUGUCUCGAGGAGGUGGCUUAUGAUGCUCAGAAUGUGUUGGAUGAGCUCCACUAUGAAUCUCUUCGUCACCAGGUGGAGUCCCGAAACCGACCCAAGCGAAAGGUAUGCUGCUUCUUCUCCUUCUCUAACAUUAAUCUUGCUUUUCGCUGGAGAAUGGCUUCUAAGGUCAGGGACGUCAAACUGAAGUUGAAUGGCAUCUAUCAAGAAGCCAACGGAUUGCUACUGUUCAGUAGGGCAGUCGUGCCUGCUGCCCUCCCUGCUGCUGUUGGAGACACAAGAAAUCGGCAGACUGACUCUGUUCUUGCUCCAAUGGUUGGAAGAGCCGAUGAUGAAUCAGAGAUAGUGAAGAUUUUGUUGAGCCUGUCUGAGAAGGUUGUUUCUGUUCUUCCCAUAACUGGUAUGGGAGGUUUAGGCAAAACAACUUUGGCUAAAUCGAUAUACAACAAGAAGCAAGUUGAUAGCCAUUUUGAAAAAAAAAUUUGGGUUUGUGUGUCCGACAAUUUUGAAGUGACAAGGCUUUUGAAAAUGAUUUUAGAAUCACUCACGGAAAGAAAUGAUGGAAUGACCAGCAGGGAUGUCAUCGUCCGGAAAAUUCGGGAACAACUUGUGGGAAAAAAAUAUCUUCUUGUUCUUGAUGAUGUCUGGACCGAAAGCCCAAUCUUGUGGGAUGAUUUCUUACAUUCGUUACGGGGGCUGAAUGCAACUAAUGGAAAUUGGUGUGUUGUGACAACUCGCAAACAACGAACUGCAUCCAUUGUGGCCACACAUGAUCCUUAUGUGUUAGGAAAGCUAUCUGAUGAUGAUUGUUGGUCUAUCCUAACAGAGAAAGCCAAUGCAGGCGUAGAAAUUCCCGAACAAUUACAAGUCAUGAAAAAGGAAAUUAUAAAAAAAUGUGGUGGCCUACCGCUAGCUGCAAGUGUAAUGGGAGGUUUAUUGCGCAUGAAGAGAAAAGAGGAGUGGAAAUUGAUUUUGAUGAAUGAGCUUUCAAAUUUGAGCGGAGAUGAAGAUGGUGUCAUGCAAAUACUUCGGUUGAGUUUUGAUAAUCUACCAUCACCAGCCAUCAAAAAAUGUUUUGCAUAUUGUUCUAUUUUUCCCCAGGAUACUGCGAUGGAAGGAGAUAUGCUAAUCGAACUUUGGAUGGCAGAAGGUUUCCUCCAUGCAGGUCUUGAGAACAAAACAAUGGAGGAAAUUGGAGAAUAUUACUUGGAAAUUUUAUUGCAGAGUUCGUUGUUUGAAGAAGCAAGAAAAUAUGGGAGAACAAGGUGGCAUAAAAUGCAUGAUAUGGUGCACGACGUCGCAAAAUCAAUAAUGUCAAAGUCUACUAGAUUCAUUAAUUCGGAGACUGGUUCAGGAGACAAUAGUAAUCAGGUUCGUUGUCUUGUAAUAGACUCAUUUGGAGAAGGCGCAAAAAAUCUUCUUAAGAGUCGAUCAAAUUUGCUUCAUACAUUGUUUCUGAGUCAGGGUAGCUUAUCUGAUGAUAUGCUAAAGAAGUUGAAGAAUCUGCACAUUCUGAAUUUGUCCGGUGAAGAAAAUCAGAAUCUGCCAAUCUCAAUUGGCAAACUGAUACACUUGAGGUACAUUAACUUUGAGGAUUCCACAAGUGAAACUUUGCCGGAAUCUGUUUGCAAACUUUAUAAUUUGCAGACACUGAGGCUAAAUAGUUUCGCUCUUAAGGUUCUUCUGAAGGGAACGUGCGAUUUGAUUAGCUUGAGACAUCUCCACUUUUACACCCUUGAUGAAGCAUUUCAAAUGCCGCUAGAGAUGGGACGACUGACUUGCCUUCAGACACUAGAGUUCUUUAACGUGGGUCGAGAGAAGGGUCGACGAAUUGGAGAGCUUGGAAGCUUGAAGAAUCUCAAAGGCAAUUUGAGGAUAAGCAAUCUGGAACUAGUAAAGGGUAAAGAAGGAGCUGAGGAAGCAAAACUAUCUGAAAAGGCAAAUCUAUUUAGGCUGGAACUUAGGUGGGCUAGUGAUCAAGAAGGCGACAACUACAACGACGAAGAUGUGUUAGAUGGUCUUCGACCCCACCCAAAUUUGGAGGAGUUGGUAAUUUGGAAUUUUAUGGGCGAUCAAUUUCCUCGAUGGUUAAUGGAUUUGCCAACAACAACAACAACACUCCCCGAGUCAGCAACAACACUCCCCGAGUUAGCGCGUUUGCGAUUUUAUAGCUGCGACAGAUGCAGAGAACUCCUUCCCCUGCAAAACUUUGCGUCUCUUAAAGAGCUAGUGAUUGCUCAUUUCGAUGGGUUGACGAAUCUGCCAGGUGACAUGCUACACUCUUGUACCUCUCUCCAGAAGCUUCGGGUGGCUUAUUGCGACAAUCUUAUCUCCUUUCCGCUCAAUUUGCAACAAACGCCUUCUCUCUUGGAGCUGGAAUUAGUCAAGUGUUCCAAACUGAAAACAAGCAUGACGCCCAAAGGAUUUGGUUUCCUAACCAGCUUAAGGGAGCUUACAAUUGGUCCCUUCUCAGAUGAUGGUGAUGAUCAUGAAAAUUCUUCAAUUUACGAUGAGUUUGAUUGGUCUGAAUUGAUAUCCUCCUCUUCGUCAUCCGCACUCCGUGGAUUAUACUUAUGUGGGUUGCCACACAUGGAGUCCCUGCCACCUCAGAUCCAAUGCUUGACCGCUCUGACGUCACUAUCGCUAUACGACUUUGGAGGUAUAAAAGCUCUGCCAGAUUGGUUCGGAAACUUCGCUGCUCUUGAAGAGCUGCAGUUAUUUGGUUUCAAAGAGCUUGGACAUCUACCCUCUGCGGAUGCCAUGAGAAGUCUCACCAAACUAAAAUCUCUGGUGGUUUUUGGUUCUCCUCUGUUAGAAGAAAGAUGCACUCCUGAGAGCAGCGGCCCCGACUCCCAGUGGUCCAAAGUUUCUCACAUUCAAGACCUACGCAUAACCGAUUACUAACCAACUUUCAUCUUCGGAUCAAAUUGAAUCAUGAUUGAUAGAAGAAUAGCUUCACGAACAGAGGUUAGAAUUUUGAAGCUUCUUCAGCACCGUCUAUAUGGCUAGACCGCAAUAACUUUUUGGCCUGCAUUUCCUACAAAUAGCCUAUCAACGUUUAGAACAACUAGCAUAGCCUAUCAACUUUUGGCCUGCAUAGCCUACAAAUAGUCUAUUUUUGUUUAUUUUACGUGCUCUGCUUCUGUGGAUUUCAAGUUAUUAUUGCUAAAGUCAUCUCACUCUGUUUAAAAUUGUAAUUCUAAGGGGACAAAACUUUUACCUCUUGAUAAUGAACUUGCAUAUUUAUCUGAACUAUUUGACUAGUAAUUGCUUUAUCAGUCAUAAAUGAACUUUCAUAUUUUUGAGGUAGCCAAGGAAGGUGUGUACUGUUUGAGCAAUGAAGUUGCACAAAACUUGGUGGAGUAUCUUCCAACAUUUAACUCUAAGCGCAAAGUUUUAAAGCAGUCCGGUAGUUGGUCAAGUCUGCUUGUUGCGACUUGCUACUGUUAAUGAAUCCACCUGCUUGUUGCGACAAGCAUUGCUACUGAUAAAGGCUUUUAAGCUCUCUCUGCUUUUAUGAUUGUUGGUUGCUUCUUUUUUAAGUUAUUUUGGGCACAAACAGGGAACCUCAGCGAUGGCUCUUACCUACUGUCUUUACUUUUUGAAAGUCCUACAAUUCGUUGCUGAACAAGAUCCUGCUUCGGCUGAAUAGCAACAUCUAGGAUGGCAUUCUCUUUUCCCCUGUGCCUCAGAUGGUCAAAGUCUGAGAUAUCUAUUGGGAAAUGAUUAGGAUGACACACUACAGGCACACUUUUCUUUCUUCCUAGUGUGUAAAACCUGAUAAAAUGGUCUAUCUGUGUGAGCUGGCCUCUACAAAUUGUCCACCAGAAUUUCUUUCCCCAGCUUAUGUAAUGCCUUUCAUGAUCAAAAGCCAUCAUUACCAUGAAUUUCUGCUAAUGAUCAUGGGGGGUAUGGUUGGCGAUAGAGCUUGUAUCAAAGAAACAGAUUGACAAUGAGGAGCUUGCAAAUUUUCAAGAAGUACUGUAAGUGACUUUACUUUUGAAAGUCUUUCUUGCCUUGAAAGUAUAUCAACUGAUAAUUGGAGCAACAACAGAGCAGGUCUGCCAAGUUGGACGCAGGGUCGGCCCUUUCUUCCUCUUCAUCACGAUUGAAAGUUAUAGUGAUUUUGCACUCAGAGAUCAACAUUAACCUUGAUAGCUCACUCUUACUAUCAUUUGUAAUGAAGUCCUAUGAUCCCUUGUUGAACCAGAUCCUGUUUCAGUCAGAUCAGAUGAAAACAUCCGGGAUGGAAUUCCCUUUUGCUCUCUGCCUCGGAUGGCCAAAGCCUGAGAUCUUCCCUAUCUGUCUGGUGCUGUUAAACUGUCCAACCAAUUCAGCAAAUUUGUAGACAUGUUAAUGAGGUGCUAUUUUACUUCUUUUGGAACUCAAUUUGCCAUAUCUUCCAUACUGCUUGUAGUUCAAAGUAGCAGAAAGAUGUGGAUUAGCUGAACCCUGAUAGGUGCUUGCAUCCUUCUUGAAGUUGUAUCUUAGCUCUAUAACAGGCGACAUAUUUUUUCUCACUGUUCUGCAGUCGACUACAAGUUGUGCCCAAUGAUACUUUUUCCAUUGCUCUUUGUAUCUGUAAAUCUCAGACAGGCCUCAGAGCACAAAGGAUCCCACUUGCCAAGGCACCAAUUUCUAUUCAAGAAAGGAUCCCGCUUGGUGGAUGGGAACGUUGGAGAGAUGAAAUUAUGGAAUAGGAACAUGCAAGGUCAACCUUAGUUCAUCAAACUGACAUUUUACAUUGCAUCUAUUUGUAAAAUUACUUCUAUGUGAACUUGUCUCCUUGUACGUCAGUAUUGUUCCAUGAAGCAAUAAUGUGACAUGGAUCUUACACAUCUUGGCCUCAAAUCAUUUUCAUUGUAGCUCAGGAUAUGUUACAAUUAAAGCAUUUCUACUUUUCUAUGCCUCUAAGACUUUGACGGCCAAUAUAAGUAAAUCAUCUCA
Coffea arabica (coffee) is the source of this 5448-nucleotide messenger RNA. Its product is annotated as putative disease resistance protein RGA3. The record is from RefSeq and is a predicted model, not a curated record. NCBI's taxonomy places the organism in Eukaryota, Viridiplantae, Streptophyta, Magnoliopsida, Gentianales, Rubiaceae. Gene Ontology annotation, molecular function: ADP binding.